Gasterosteus aculeatus aculeatus (three-spined stickleback) is the source of this 4928-nucleotide messenger RNA. RefSeq names its product serine/threonine kinase 17a (gene stk17a). The record is from RefSeq and is a predicted model, not a curated record. NCBI's taxonomy places the organism in Eukaryota, Metazoa, Chordata, Actinopteri, Perciformes, Gasterosteidae. Gene Ontology annotation, biological process: protein phosphorylation; intracellular signal transduction; positive regulation of apoptotic process. Gene Ontology annotation, molecular function: protein serine/threonine kinase activity; ATP binding. Gene Ontology annotation, cellular component: nucleus.
CAGAGAACCGCUUUGUACCGGGCAGGGAACCGCUGAGUACCGGGCAGAGAACCGCUGACUACCGGGCAGAGGACCGCUUUGUACCGGGCAGAGGACCGAUUUGUACCGGGCAGAGAACCGCUGAGUACCGGGCAGAGGACCGCUUUGUACCGGGCAGAGGACCGCUGAGUACCGGGCAGAGGACCGCUGAGUACCGGGCAGAGAACCGCUUUGUACCGGGCAGAGGACCGCUGAGUACCGGGCAGAGGACCGCUGAGUACCGGGCAGAGAACCGCUUUGUACCGGGCAGAGGACCGCUGAGUACCGGGCAGAGAACCGCUUUGUACCGGGCAGAGGACCGCUGAGUACCGGGCAGAGGACCGCUGAGUACCGGGCAGAGGACCGCUUUGUACCGGGCAGAGGACCGCUGAGUACCGGGCAGAGAACCGCUGAGUACCGGGCAGAGGACCGCUGAGUACCGGGCAGAGGACCGCUUUGUACCGGGCAGAGGGCGGUUGAAGCACGCCGGGCUUUGAAGUCUUCCCGCCGCCCGGUGACCCUGAAAGCUUCUCUGAAGUUGCCGCUCGCCGUCCCGCCGGUGCUCUGCUGUUUGUACUUACGGUCCCCCCCCUCCCCCCCCGACUGACCCACUGAACGAACCCCUAAACGGCGCCAUGAUCCCCGAAUGUCCACGAGCCGAAGACCCGAGUAGUCGGACCCGCUUGGAUCACAGCCGAGCCGCCGAACCGAGCCGCGGCCCCUGCGGCUUGUUGUCCGAGAUCCGGACCAGCAUCAGCAAGGAGCCGUUCACCGACCACUACACCGUGAUCCCCGGCAGGGAGCUGGGGAGGGGGAAGUUCGCCGUGGUCAGGAAGUGUGUGGAGAAAUGCUCGGGCCACGAGUACGCUGCAAAGUUCAUGAGGAAGAGACGGAAAGGCCAAGACUGCCGCGUGGAGAUCAUCCACGAGAUCGCAGUGCUGGAGCUGGCCACGGCCAGUCCUCGGGUGGUCAACCUGCACCAGGUCUACGAGAUGGCGUCUGAGAUGGUGCUGGUGCUGGAGUUCGCUGCUGGAGGGGAGAUCUUCAACCAGUGUGUGUCAGACGACAAGGAGGAGGUCUUCAGCGAGGAGGACGUGAAGAGGCUCAUGAGGCAGAUCCUGGAGGGAGUGUCCUUCCUCCACCAGAACAAUGUGGUCCACCUGGACCUGAAGCCUCAAAACAUCCUGCUGACCAGCAGCUCUCCGCUGGGCGAAAUCAAGAUCGUGGACUUUGGUCUGUCGAGGGUGCUGAGCAGCCAUCGGGAGCUCAGGGAGAUCAUGGGGACUCCGGAGUACGUCGCUCCGGAGGUUCUAAACUAUGAGCCCAUAAGCACAGCAACAGACAUGUGGAGUGCCGGCGUGCUGGCCUACGUCAUGCUGACGGGCAUCUCUCCUUUCCUGGGGGAGAACAAGCAGGAGACCUUCCUCAACAUCUCCCAGCUCAACGUGAGCUACAGCGAGGAGGAGCUGCAGCAGCUGGACCGCGGCGCCCUGUCCUUCAUACAGACGCUGCUCCUCAAGCAGCCACGGGAUCGGGCCACGGCCGAGCAGUGUCUCAAGCACCCCUGGCUUCAGUUCUCAGAGCCUCGGGACCCCCUGACGGCGGAGGACACCCCCCCAGUGGAGGACCAGGAAGCCCCCAGCGCCGACAGUACCUCCAGCACGAGCCCUCACCUUCCCUGUGGCACAGCCGUGGCCGAGGAAGAGGAGGAGGUGGAGGAAGAUGGGAGCCCCGUGACGGAGGAGCUGGUAGUGGUGGCCGCCUACAUGCUGGGUCAGUGCCGCCAUUCCUCCUCUUCCUCCUCCUCCUCCUCCUCCUCCUCUUCCUCCUCCUCCCCCCCCUCGGAAAGGGACGCCGUGGCCGCUGAGCAGAAGGCAAUCUCCAAACGCUUCAAGUUCGAGGAGCCUUUCGGUGCGCUGCAGGAGGUCUCUGGGAAGUUCAGCUGCUGACCACCCCUCCUGUGAAAUGUUGUCAUGGCAACAAGGAUAAACCACCUCGUUACAUGAAUUCCACUCUAUUAAUAUACCAUUUGAGUACCUUUAUUUGGUGUACUUUUGUUUAAACAGGUGAGAGCCUUUCUUUCUAUUCUGGUUUUCUCCCAUAAUGCAUCACUUUCCUUGACAUCUUCCCUUUUUACGAGCCUCAUAGUGUCGCUAUGUAAAGCAUCAACACACAAGUACACAGAAACAAAACUCUGAUUUUGUCUUUGACCUCGUCAACAGCAGCUGACUGAAACAAUCUUACUACAAGUUCCUUUUGGUUCUUCUUCUGGAACUUUCCAUCAUAUCACUCCAGCUUAGGUGGAGAACAUGAGCUACAGAACAGCUUCUAAAUGGACCUGGUGCUGAAAUUAUUUCAGAACAAUAAAUAAAUAUUUGGGCUAUAUAUCUAAGUUGUGAUUUUGUAAAAUCUCCAGCAAGACAACUCAAGAAGUCUUAUUAUGACUUUAACAAGAGACAGACCCGAGGGGGCGAAUAAACAGGUCCCGCUGGUGUUUGAGGGUCAAUGUGUGAAGCUCUGAAGUCUUUAGGAAGGUGUGUCCUCCUGAUCAGAGCCUGGCUCAUGGCACUACAUUGUUUUAAAGGGUUAAGAAAUAGCCUGUUACUGUUUUACUUUCUCCACUUAAGCACAAACAGUUUUGAUUCAUAUUCCUUGAAUGUGGUUAUUAGAGACAAACUGUCCAGUCGUGUAUUACAUUUAGCCGGUACGAUAGAAUAAAAUACUCAAGUUAAGAAAUGAGCCACGCUCCAGGUUUGGUUGUCUCUCCCUCCCUGGAGCUCCUUAUGUUGUUUCCUUCCUUUGCCAAGACGUUUACCUGCUAAAUGAAACCCUCGUCGUACUGUGAGGCUUCUUGUAAACACCUUCAGACGUUGUGAGCAUUCUGGUUACAUCAAGAGAAGCUUCUUGGCUCAGGUAACCUUUUCUGGGUGGAACCUUUCAUACACGGUUCUAGGUAUGAACCUCUAUGUGGGCUUCUGGAUAGAUCCAGUUUAAGUAUCUGUCAAAGGUUCUACCAACCACCUAAAAAGGAGCUGUAAAAGCUUCCAGGAAGCACAUUUAGAUCUAAGAGCCUCCUGGUGAGAAGCAAAACAACACAAGUAGCAGUGAUAGAUGGUUUGAGGUUACUUUUAAACCGUUUUACUUCUCUCUUAAUCAGCUCAGUGACGUGAGGAAUGAACACUGAGGACUUUCACACAAGACGUGAAUAUUAGGUGGUCAUUUUCUCUGAGCUUUUGCACUGCAGAUAAAAGCACCAGACAAUCACUUUGCAAAUGUAGAAUGUGCACAAGAACAUGGAGACUCUGUAGUCUGACCACAGGCAGGAAACUUUAACCUCGACAAAGACAGACACGGCAGACUAGAUCCUCUCCUUCCGUUCUUACCUUUCUCAAUAAAAGUCCUAGACAUUGUUAUUCAAUUAUCACCAGAGGGAACUGAAAUAAAAUAAAACACAGUAGUUUGAAUGUACAACGCUUUACCUCAAACAUAGUCAGAAUCUGCUUCGGGUCAACAGGGUCUGGGUAGACAGGGUCCGGGUAGACAGGGUCCUCGUAGACAGGGUCCUCGUAGACAGGGUCCUCGUAGACCGGGUCCGAGUAGACAGGGUCCUCGUAGACAGGGUCCGGGUAGACAGGGUCCUCGUAGACAGGGUCCUCGUAGACAGGGUCCGGGUAGAUAGGGUCCUCGUAGACCGGGUCCGAGUAGACAGGGUCCUCGUAGACAGGGUCCGGGUAGACAGGGUCCGGGUAGACAGGGUCCUCGUAGACCGGGUCCGAGUAGACAGGGUCCGGGUAGACAGGGUCCUCGUAGACAGGGUCCUGCUAGACAGGGUCCGGGUAGAUAGGGUCCUCGUAGACAGGGUCCUCGUAGACAGGGUCCGAGUAGACAGGGUCCUCGUAGACAGGGUCCGGGUAGACAGGGUCCUCGUAGACAGGGUCCUCGUAGACAGGGUCCGGAUCGACAUGGUCCGGGUAGACAGGGUCCGGGUAGACAUGGUCCGGGGAGACAGGGUCCGGGUAGACAUGGUCCGGGUAGACAUGGUCCGGGGUAGACAGGGUCCGGGUAGACAUGGUCCGGGUAGACAGUGUCGGGGUAGACAGGGUCCGGGUAGACAGUGUCCGGGGGACAGUGUCCGGGUAGAUAGGGUCCGGGUAGACAGGGUCCGCGUAGACAGUGUUCGGGGAGACAGUGUCCGGGUAGACAGGGUUCGGGUAAACAGGGUCUCUGCCUGUACAAAUCGAUCCAACCCUUUAUUGAGAUAGAUGUGUCGUGCUGCUGGUGUGAACAGUCGUGAAGUGAAACAUUCCUAACCAAACAUGUGGUACCUGAGGUUUAUCGGUCAGGGGUCUAAGAGCCUUUCCUGACCAGGCUGAAGUAUCACUCAGGACGAUCUCUUUCCCACAGGGGACAUUGGGGGAAAAGAGUCCCUCAGUAACACAGACAGACUCAGUGAGGAUUGAGUGAGAAACCAGUGUGUACUUUCCUUAUUUCAUGAUCUGGGAAUACGGAGCCAACAGUUUGGUAUCGUGUGUCUGUAGUGCUGCUCUGUGACUCGCAUGAGCUCGUCCUUAUUCAACCCUGUUUUUAUUUCAUCUCAUUCUGUAUUUGGUGCCAUGCUUGAAGACAGUAUUUGUCCAUUGAGCUCUUGUGUUUUUUUUAUUUGAGUUAUUUCUGUGUAAUAUUGCAGACGUCUGAGUUUGAUGAUCCUGUGCAUGAUGCAAACAUUUUCUUCUGUUUUUACAUUUAACAGGAAUGUUCCAUGAACCCUCUCAUGAUUUUGUCCUCAUUAGAAACUGUACAUGACUCCAAGCACUCGACUUCCAGUUAUAAAGCUGUAAAAUCAAAUCUGUUUCCAUGGGAACAGAUUUAUACACGUAUGUCCUGUACUGUAAAUAAACAUUUCAGAGGUU